Molecule: messenger RNA, 855 nt
Organism: Saprolegnia diclina VS20
Lineage: Eukaryota; Oomycota; Saprolegniomycetes; Saprolegniales; Saprolegniaceae
Exons: 2
Coding region: 1-855 (284 amino acids)
Source: RefSeq, a predicted model, not a curated record
AUGGUCGCGCUCGCGGCCCUCGGCACGUUCCUUCUCGCUGCCAACCUCUCGUCCUUUGACCCAACGACCGUCCAUCCCAGUACCGACGUCAGGAGCACGAUCUUCGCCGUCCGCGCCGACUUGGUGGGCGGUCACUUCGCCUCCGCCGAGCCCGCCGCCAACGUCACGUUUCCCGUCGCUGACGCCGCGUCGACUGUGUACAUUUCGUACACUAGCUAUUGGCGCGCCGUUGACGCUGCGAAGCCUGCUCCAUCCGUCCGCCAGUUUGUCAGCGCGUUGCUUUUCGAGGCGCCCAUUCUGCCUUACACGUGCGCACCCACCAUUUAUGGCUCCACGUUUUCGGACCAAAUUUCAAAGACCAAGCUGCUCGAGGUGGCCGACCCCAACGUCACGGUGUUGGCGUAUAUGGACCUCGGGUCGCGGUCUGCGACCCAAUUCGUCUUGAGCGUCGAGUCGGGCUGCUUGGACUUUGCGACGCUCCAGUGCAAUUUGGGCGCAACGUACGGCGCUGUCGACUUUCGAAUUGGCUUUACGCGGGCCAAGUACAUGGAACUCAACCCGCGGUCGAGUAUGGAGCAUUGCGACAUCUCCAAGCCCACUGGCCGCGGACUCGACAUGAACGUUGCGUUCUCCGUGCCGACGGGCGACUGGGCGCGUCACACGAUCGCGGACGACGCCAAGGCAUUCUUCAACUACAAGGCACCGGAGAAGACGACACCGCCGACCGCUGCGCCAACAACCAGCACGCAGCGUCCCGUGACGGUGGCACCUGCUGCAACGUCGGCCGCCUUGUCCCUUGCAACGAGCGCUCUGACUGGCGUUUGUGUACUCUACCUUGUACUUGCCUUGUACUAG